AAACGAUGGUUACGUCACGACGCACCUGCGUCACGUCGCCGUCAGCUGAUUACCUCGUCCUGUCAAAGUCCGCGCGCGGUAAUCGUAGCAGAAGAAAGGGUGGGGAAGAAGAGGAGAACAGGGUCCGGACCAUGCGUAACGUUUCCACGACACUCUCCGCACUCACGUUGACCGCACGGUGGAGGAAGUCAGCGUCGUAGAUCGGAGCCUCUUCCUCAUGGUGGCGAUCACCACGUGCCGCGCCGCCGCGGUCCUCAGGGCCGUCAUCCUCGGCGCCCCGGCAUCCGGAAAGGGCACCGUCUCCACGAGGAUCGUCCGGCAGUUCGACGUCGCCCACAUCUCCAGCGGUGACAAGCUGCGUCUCCACGUGUCCAACGGCACCGAUCUAGGUAAGGAGGUGAAGAUGUACAUGGACAAUGGAAACUUCGUACCGGACGACACGAUGAUAUCCCUCAUCGACGAGGAGAUCGAAUCGGUGACGGAUCGGAAUUGGUUGCUGGACGGAUUCCCGAGGACGUUGACGCAAGCGGAACGAUUGCAGAAGCUGCAGCCGAUCAAUCUCGUGCUGAAUCUCGUGGUGCCGACCUCCGUCAUCCUGGACCGGGUCAAGGGUAGGUGGGUGCAUCUGGCCAGCGGAAGGGUCUACAACAUCGGUUUCAACGACCCACGUGUCCCGGGUAAAGACGAUGUAACGGGUGAGCCGUUGAGUCAGAGAGAGGACGAUAAACCGGAAGUCGUGCAGAGGAGGUUGCAGGACUACGCGACGAAGACCGAGCCGGUUGUGCGAUUUUAUCGCGAGAUUGGAAUAUUGAAGGAUUUUCACGGCAACACCACCGACGAGAUGUGGCCGAAAAUCAAGAAUUGUAUAGCACAAUACUUUUGAAUUUUAGAUCAAUUUUUUUCCUAGACAAAUAUACUUGAAUAGACGAGGAUGAUCUUAUAUAGAUCUCUCUAUCUCUUUCUCUCAUAUGUUGAAUCUACUUGGGAUACAAGAUAUCUUCUCUCUUAAAUCAAUCUAUUUAUAUAUAUAUAUAUAUAUAUUUAAAAAUUAAAUUCACGCACACGUAGAUGCAGAGAAAAAAAGAUUAGAUAAAAGAAUGAAAAAAUAAAACAUGAAAUGAUAUCUUUUACAAUCUUCCAUAUCUGAGAAGUGAGACAGACAGAUCUAUUUAAACCGAUCUGGGAUCUCUCUCCAAUUCGUGCACACGAUCUCGAAUAACAAGCGCUUUUGUCCGGCAAAAACUGUUUACAUCUAGCAAUAGCAUAACGAGAGAGCACGCACUAUACACGUUACUUUGCGUACUCAUUCCUCACGUACAAACGCACACACGCGUGAGUCACGUUGCUUGCAAUGAUAUCGUAUCGACAAUAAUAGUUGUUUUCGAUGCGCCGAGAUCUUGCAAUAGCUUCAUUUGAUGAAUGAUAACGAUAGUUCUCGAUAGCAACUAGAUUUAGCGCACGAGAGUUACAUGUAUUAAAAUAUUAUUAUUAUAGAACCAAUUAAAAGUAGCAACGAAUAUACAGAGCGUCUCAAAAGUACUGAACGUUUUUUCUUUGAUGAAGGAAUUUUGUCCGUAGUGAAAAAUUGUCGAGGUAACACGAGCGGUUGAGAGAGAUUUGUCGCGAUUGAAUACUUUCGGGACACCCUGUACACGUUUAUCGUGUCGUAUUAAUCUUUAGUUCGAAUUCUGCAAAGUGAGCUGAAACAGCACUCGUUUUGCAUCUUAAAAAGGCGAGUUAAAGCGAGUUGUCGAUUGUUGUGAUUAUCUUUUUUUUACGAAUAUAUUAUUUGCGAGCUAAGUUGCUUGGCCAAAGUUCAAGACAUAGUACAAAGUAGUGAUUAACAAAAUCGAUGACACACUCUAAGAUUAAUCGCCACACAUUUUUCAUUUUAUUUCCAGUGUAUAUAGCGUUAUCGAUGUAAGAGAGAUAACAAUGUUCAAUAUUACGCAGAUAUCUUUAACAAUAUAAGUACAUUACACAUAUACAUAUGAAUAUAUAUAUAUAUUGUAUAUGUAUAUGCGUAUACAGGAUGAAGCAUAUCUUUCUAAUAGAGUACAUCUGAAUAAUUCUUCAACUAAUCCCCUUUUUUAUUCUUAUUUUUCUAUUAUAUAUACACAUUAUUUUAUUAUAUAUUUAGAAUUAUAGAUUUUUAUUUGUCAUCACAUUUGAGUAUUAUCCACUUGUGUUCCUUUUUAAUUUUCAGAACGCGAAAAAUUAAUACUUUUCUAUUUCUAUAUUCUAUUCUACUCUCUUCUACUUUAAACAUUUUUGUCUGCCAAAGAUACACGGAAAUAUUGUUAAAGAUAACUUGUACAAUUUAAAGAUAGGAUUAUAUAUGUAUAAUAACAGGGAAAAAAUUCGCUCGAGGAAUCAAAAUAUUCGAAAUUUCAAUAAUUUUAUCUCGAUUAGAUAUAUAUUUUUAGAUAUCAAUCCUUUUAUUUUAUAGAUCUAUAAAUAGAUACAGAUGUCAGAUCUUUCUUGGAUGGAUAUUUAGGCGUACACUAUUAGCUUGCCUCACCCUGUAUAUACCAUGCUUACGAAUCCCUCGUUAUUCCUUUCUCAAGGCAGAAAUUACUCAGGACUUAUUCAGUCGUAAAAAAAUAAAUAAAUAAAUAAGUUAGUGCUUGAUUAUGUUUUUCUUUAAGUAAAUCAGACUUGAGAACUGUUAUAUUCUUAUAUUCCGCGCGAAUUUUUAUUUUCAUUUAUAUUUUAGAGCUAAUUUAGCAAAACUUGUUACAAACUUAGUAUCACAAGAUUGUGUUCGAUUUAAAUUCAAUGGAAUUUAAAGCGCGUCUUCGCAAAAUCAGUUCAAGAUUUACAAUGUACAAAUGUAUCGCUUUGUAACAUGCAAAAUAAAUAAAAAUGAUUGUUACUAAA
Molecule: messenger RNA, 2880 nt
Organism: Nylanderia fulva
Lineage: Eukaryota; Metazoa; Arthropoda; Insecta; Hymenoptera; Formicidae
Gene: Ak3
Product: Adenylate kinase 3
Biological process (GO): nucleobase-containing compound metabolic process
Cellular component (GO): mitochondrion
Molecular function (GO): AMP kinase activity; ATP binding
Source: RefSeq, a predicted model, not a curated record